Molecule: messenger RNA, 651 nt
Organism: Triticum dicoccoides
Lineage: Eukaryota; Viridiplantae; Streptophyta; Magnoliopsida; Poales; Poaceae
Exons: 2
Coding region: 100-567 (155 amino acids)
Cellular component (GO): extracellular region
Molecular function (GO): serine-type endopeptidase inhibitor activity
Source: RefSeq, a predicted model, not a curated record
CUUGUAGCUUUGGGCAGACACAACCACGACACAAGACCAUCAUUCCACGAGCAGAUCGACAGGGCCGGGAAGAGCAAGUUUAGGAGCAACCAACCAAGGAUGAAGAGUAGCACGCUGGUGGCGAUCCUGGUCCUCCAGGCCGUCAUGGUCAUGGGGAUCCUCGCACACUCACAGGCAGCGGACACGGACGACGAUUUCCCCAAGUGCUGCGACCACUGCAACUCCUGGUCGGGGGCCCAGUUCUGCGACGACGUCGGCCCCAAGUGCCGCGACGGCUGCGUCAACUGCCGCGUGGUGCAGACCCGCCCCGUGAAGACAUUCCGGUGUGGAGAUGGACGCUCCGCCUACCCAUACAUCCCUGCCCGCCGCCGUGCAAAAAGAACUGAUCGCUCCACCUCAUCACACAGUGAGAUCGAUGUCGGGCCGGAAAGUAGUAGUACGUAUAAAAUAAAAAAGGCUCCGAUGAGAUGCGCAGAGCCGUUGUGGUUGUACAUGCAUGUCUGUCGCCUACGCCCAGCAACAACUGUCGUCGUUCUCUCUACUUUGAGAGAUACAACAUAUAGUUGAUGUUGCUCCGUAAUAAAUAAAUAAAUAAGCUUUGUAAAACCUGGUUCCAUGUCCCGCUGGUAGGCAUUACAGUGAUUCAAAAGA